Molecule: messenger RNA, 477 nt
Organism: Fusarium keratoplasticum
Lineage: Eukaryota; Fungi; Ascomycota; Sordariomycetes; Hypocreales; Nectriaceae
Product: ER membrane protein complex subunit 6
Exons: 2
Coding region: 121-477 (118 amino acids)
Biological process (GO): autophagosome assembly; protein folding in endoplasmic reticulum
Cellular component (GO): EMC complex; endoplasmic reticulum; membrane
Source: RefSeq, a predicted model, not a curated record
ACUGCAUCAGCCUUGCCUCCAUUCAGCUACAGCCUCGCAUACGUCCAAGACGACCAAUACAAUCGCCCUCUCCGCGACUCACAAAACCCAACUCGCCUUGUCCCAUCUACAUCCGCGACAAUGCCGUCCGAACGCGAGCUCCAGAUCAACCCCAUCGUCCCCGAGUCUGUGGUCCACAACUCCAAGGCCCUCUCCAACCUCCACAGUCUCACUGCCUCCCUUUUCGGCGUCAGUGCUGGCAUCCUUGGCCUCGAAUCAUACUACGGCUUCCUCAUCUACUUCGUCUUCUCCUUCAUCACCACUCUCCUCUUCUACUUCCUCAAGGUCGCCCCCGAGUCCAUCCCCAAGGGCCACGCUCCCCUCGACCCAUCCCGAUUCUACCGCGGCUUCUUUGACUUUUGGAUCAGCGGCAUGUUCAACGGCAUCUCUGGCUUCGUCUUGACAUGGACGUUAUUCUAUGGUUUGGUCCGAGCCUAG